Molecule: messenger RNA, 2784 nt
Organism: Hirundo rustica (Barn swallow)
Lineage: Eukaryota; Metazoa; Chordata; Aves; Passeriformes; Hirundinidae
Gene: BLZF1
Product: basic leucine zipper nuclear factor 1
Exons: 8
Coding region: 395-1588 (397 amino acids)
Biological process (GO): Golgi to plasma membrane protein transport; Golgi organization
Cellular component (GO): Golgi membrane
Source: RefSeq, a predicted model, not a curated record
AUGCAACCAGCGAGGGAGAUGGAGGAGGAGGGGGAGGCUGCCCACGCACGUAAGUGGCCAGGAUUAGAGCGUGAACUCUGAAGGAGCAGGAUCGGCGUGUCUGAUGGAGCGGAUAAGCCCAAAUGCUCCUAAUCAGUCUUUCGUUGAGUAUUCUUGCCUCUUCCUGUGCAGCUACGCUUUCGUCCUCCUCGUUCUCAUGAAGUAAAUAGAGAUCCUCAAUCAAAAGGAACGAACGGCAGUGGUGAUUAACACCUAAUGCUAUGCAAACACACAACUGCAGUUGUAGAAGCAACAGAUGGGCAGAGAGCUGCUGCAAUGGAAGAGAAAAAGCUGUAGUUAAAUCUUUUCCGUUAGAGACUCACCUAGUUAGGAAGGGCUGAUUGCUAAAGAGAAAAUGACAUCUCUAGAAAAAGUUGAUGAUGCCACAGCACCCGUUCGAGGACCUGGAGAUGGCAUGGAAACAGAGCAACCAGCUGGAUCAGUGGAAGUAAUCCCUGAAGCCAACACUACAAGCCAUCACAUCCACCACAGCCCCCAUAAAAAACCAGCCUCUUCCCUGAGUCCCGGAGUUCUGCAGCUGGGGAAAGUACAUGCAGAUAAAUCCGUGGAGAUUGAAGCUAUUCGAAUAUUAGUCCCCAAAGCAGCCAUCACCCAUGUUGUUCCAAGUAAAAAUGCAAAGGUAGCUAAAUCUGUGGGACAUAAAGGAGACACAUUGCAUCAGUCAGAUGGAGCGACAGAUCCCAAGAAAGAACAGACAGAGCUGAAAAAUGCAAUUGAAAAGCUAAAGAAUUCAGAAAAGCGGUUGUUACAGGAUAAAGAAGGUCUCUCUAAUCAGCUGCGUAUACAGACAGAGGUCAAUCGGGAGUUGAAGAAAUUACUUGUUGCCUCUGUUGGGGACGAUCUGCAGUAUCACUUUGAACGGAUGGCUCGUGAGAAGAAUCAGCUCAUCCUAGAAAACGAAGUCCUGGGCCGGAAUAUGGCUCAGUUGUCUGAACAGCUGGAGCGGAUGUCUAUACAAUGUGACGUGUGGAGGAGCAAAUUCCUAGCAAGCAGGGUGAUGGCUGAUGAGCUGACCAAUACCAGAGCAAUUCUUCAGCGCCAAACCAGGGAUGCACAAAGUGCAAUCCAGGACUUGCUGAAUGAACGCGAUCAGUUCCGUCAAGAGAUGAUUGAUACACACAAGCUGCUGGAGGAGCUCAUGGUCUCUCUUCAGUGGGGGAGACAACAGACAUACUAUCCUAGUGCCCAGCCUUACACUACAACAGAGCUAGCAGCUGUGAACUGUAAGCUAGCCAAAGCUGUAAGCUCACAUCUUCUAGGAAAUGUUGGCACUAACAGUCCAAAGAAAACUUCAGCAGCUGUGGAGUUUUGCAAUACGCCUGCUGAGAAAAUGGCUGAAAUGAUGCUACAUGUACUGGAUCCAGCUGCACAUCCAGAAACAACAACAGAAGUUUCUUUUUCUGAGACUUCUCCAUCUUCUUUCCUUUCCACAAAGAAAAGUAUUGGAAGAUUUCACCCAUAUACAAGAUAUGAAGAUGUUACCUUCAAUUGUUGCAAUCACUGCCAAGGAGAGCUAAUAGCUCUUUAAGAGCCCAGCCAAGCUGCACAUGCACUCCUUCUGAAGAACUACACUCGUUGAUGUUCAGCAGGCUGCUCUUUGUCUUUUUACCAUAUUGGGUGGGUUUGGCAUUGGAAAGUACGAAGUUUCUGCUCCUCUACCUCUUAAAGUUAGGGAUUGACAGGAUUUCAGUAGUCACUGGGAUACUUCUACUACUUCUCAAUGGGGAAAGCUACUUAUUUUCCUAUACAAAGGCAAGUAAAAAACAUUAUGCUGAUCCUAUUUCUAGAGCAUAGAGAUGCUCUUGACUAUUUAACAUUUAUAGUCCUAUUAGCAAAUCAUAAUGAAUUUCCAUUUAGAGGGAGACAGAAGUAUAACCCUACCAAAGCAAAUGAAGUGCUGAUCAGUUAUGUCUGAAUUUAAAAAUAAUGGUAAAUGGUCAGUUACAUGUUGGGGCUUUUUGUUAAAUUUUAGCCAAGGUGAUGAACUGCCCUCAAGUCUAUGUUGUACCUUUUAAAUUUAGUUACAAAAAGGAGUAUGUGCAAUGAUUCUUCAUAGCUGUAAGUUCUGAAAGCAGGAGUAUGUGCAAUGUCAGCCCUCCUCUCGAGAAGGAGAUGAAGCUUGAAUGAACUCUAGCUAUAAUAUAUAAGUAGUAACUGCUUUCAAGUGGAUUCUAGAAAACUUUGUGGGGUGAGAUUAUUCUCGUGUUUCCAUUGAGCUUUUCCAUUGUUUCAGCUUCUAGAGUGAAGCUGCUGCAUAGCUGAUCCUCAGCAAAGGCAGACUGGCAUACUUCCUUUAGUACACAACAUUGAAUCCUGGCCUGGCAUUAGGACUCAGUCCUUGCCCAAGGUCUUCCUGGGUAUUAUGGGAAGAUGAAGAUAAGCACUAAGUUUGCACAGGUACUGUUAAAAGUAUUUUUUUACUUGUAUGGUUUUAUAAUCUUGAGGUAGAUUUGAAGUUCUUGACAUAGGUUUGAAGAGAACUUUUAGGAGACAAUCUGCUAAAUCCAAAGAAGCCUAUUUAAGUUUCUUAGCUUGACCCUCAAAUUUACCAUAUGAAGCUGUCUAGUUUAGGGAAAACAUUUCUGAAAUGGUUGUUUUUACCCAAUUUUCCUUUGAAUCUCAUACACAUUAUCAGAAUAUAUAAGUUCUAAGUUCUUGCUGUUACUGCCUCUGCUUUGGUUUACAUGAAGAAAGCUACAAUAAACUUCCUUUGCUUGCUUUGAA